Molecule: messenger RNA, 597 nt
Organism: Catharus ustulatus (Swainson's thrush)
Lineage: Eukaryota; Metazoa; Chordata; Aves; Passeriformes; Turdidae
Gene: ELP5
Product: elongator acetyltransferase complex subunit 5
Exons: 5
Coding region: 24-422 (132 amino acids)
Source: RefSeq, a predicted model, not a curated record
UACAGCAGUGUCACGCGGGGGAAAUGGCGGCGGCCACGUCCGUACGUGACGUCAUCGGGAGGCGCCGCGCGACGAUGCUGGAGGCGCUGGGCGGCGGGGGGCUGCUGCUCGUGAGGGACACCGCCGAGUCCGAGGGUCGGAGCCUCCUGAGGGCGCUCGUGAGCGAGGCCGUGGCCAGGGCCGAGCAGGUGCUCGUGGUUCUCCUGGAGGUGCCUCGGGAGCAGUUCCAGGAGGGGCUGAGCCCCGAAGUGAGGGAGAGGCUCCAUUUCUGGGAUCUCUUCGGGGACCCCCUGGGGUGGCUGGGCCGGGGUCCCCCCCCCUGCCCCUCCCCCUCUGGGGAUCCCCCCCGCCCCUCCCCCUCGGGGGGCUCCUGGGGGGUCUCCCCUCCCCCCCCGGGGGUCUCCUGGUGCUGGACUCGCUGAGCUGGGCCCUGCUGAGGGAGCCCCUCCCCCACCUGUGCCGGGGGCUGGGGGCGCUGCUGGGGGGGAGCCCCAAAAACGGAGUCCCUGAGCCUCCUCCCCGACGGCUCCUUGGGGCCCCCCCUGGAUCUGGGACCCCCCCAGGACCCCCCAAACGGCCCCAAAUUGGGGGAGCCCC